CCCCCAUAUAUCCCCCGGCCCCUACCCCGACCCCCGGCCAACGAACUCGACGGAAAAUCUACCGGCAAUUCCCUCCCCUGCCCAGUGCGAUUUCCGGCCGGUGCCGGUGCCGGUGUCGGUGUUGGUGUGUGUGCCGCCUCGACUCCCCCGCCCCUGCGUUCGUAUCGUGGUCUCUCCGAAGUCCAAACCCUCCUCCUCCUCCACCCCCUAGGAACCGCCGAUCCCUGGUCGGUCGACCCUCGCCGGCGGCAUGAGCCGCGCAUCACCGUGGACGCCGGCAAACCUACAACCAGAUUGUCGCGAGGAUAAGAAGAGGAGAUUACCCCAAGGUCACACUGGAAAGGUCGUAAGCAGCAGCGGAUCGGCACAUGAAGAUCUCGACGACAUGUUUGCGUCGCUGUCCAUCGACAGCGUCCUCGCUCAAGAAAAUUCAGGAGAUCGUUCCAAGGACAGGAAGAGAAAAUCAUGCCAAGAAAGUGCUGGAAAUUUGACUAACGCUUUAUCGGAUGAUGUUUUGGAAAACAUGUUUGCGUCGCUUUCGAUCGAUUCUAGAGUGACAAGUACUGCUUCCACAAGAUCGGGGAAAGGAUCUUUUAUUAUUCUUGAUGACAAUAUUCUCGCUGGAGGUAAUUCAGAUUGCACCACUUCCACUGACUCUAGGAGGCCAAGGUCAGAGGUAUUCAUUGAAAGGGUAAAUGACCUGUUGCUGCACCAUGAUGGAACUGGUGUUCGAGUGUUCGAGGUUCGUUUUGAUUUGAACUCCACUCAUGCUGCCCACCUUGACAAAUGGGUCCAGUUUGCGUCAGAGGCGGGUGCACAAGAUGUGAAACUUAGCUUGUGUAAAGACAUGACAUCUUGUCCGGAGCAUUUGGUGACUGCAAAUCGUUAUAACUUCCCUUUGCAUUGCUUUGGCGAUGGGCGACAAAGAUCCUCGAUGCGGAAGCUAGACCUGACGAAUUGCAUAUUCACGCCACCGCUGGAUUCCAGUGCCUUUUCCUCCCUUGUAUGCCUUUAUCUAGUACGUGCCACAAUAACCGACGCCGGCGUCCAGAACAUUUGCUCUUGCUGCCCUAUUCUCCGCCAUUUGAGACUGGCACGAUGUGACGAUCUUGUUAAUGUAAGGAUUUCCCAUGAAGUGCUGAUAUGUUUGGAUAUAUUUCGUUGCAAAAAGCUGGUGAGUGUUGAGAUUCACGCCACCUGCCUACUCAUCUUCGAGUAUGAUGGGCAUGAGGUACACAUCAAUUAUGCUAGUACCCCCAGUAUGAGGUUUUUGGCAAAUAAUUUCAAGAACCGAAAUAGUUAUCUUUCGGACGGUGUAGAAGCCAUGAAAAGGAUCAGAAAAAUCACCUUGACAUUUCUUUGGCCAUCGGAGAAGCCCAGUUAUACACUUUACGCGAUCAAAUUCCCAGCAUUACAGUUCAUCAACCUAUUUAUUUUGCCAUCUUGGAAUAAUGUUCGUGGAGUAGCUUAUCUCGUCAAGGCAACUCCUUAUCUUAAAAGACUCCGGCUAGAAGCACGCAGCGGAGACCACCAUUAUCGGGACGACGUCCAGGUCAGCUGGCCCGAGGGCAUCUCUCUCAAGAGGCUCCGUUUCAUCACCGUGGGCGGUUUCGCCGCCCAGGCCCCGCUGGUCGAGCUCUUGGUGUGCCUGGUGCACGCGGGCGCCCCACCAUCUCUGCAAAGGGCUGGGCAGGUGGGUCAGGGAGGAAGACGUCGGCGACAAGCCUGCGAGGGACCGCGCGAGGGAGACCCUCCGCUCACUGUGACUGAGAGCUGGCCAGAUUUUUGUUUUGUUUUGUGGGGUAGCUGGCUAGACAAGAGCCCGGAGUUCCUUGUGGACAGCUAGGCUGAUUGACUGUAAUCGUCUGUUAACUCUGUACUCCCUCCAUUCUAAAAUAGAUGACUCAACUUUGUACUAUCUAUUUUGAAACGGAGGAAAUACUAAUAAAGCUCCACAAAGUUUCGAUGCAAAAGAAAAA
Molecule: messenger RNA, 1979 nt
Organism: Triticum aestivum (bread wheat)
Lineage: Eukaryota; Viridiplantae; Streptophyta; Magnoliopsida; Poales; Poaceae
Exons: 5
Coding region: 251-1846 (531 amino acids)
Source: RefSeq, a predicted model, not a curated record